Lentinula edodes (shiitake mushroom) is the source of this 642-nucleotide messenger RNA. RefSeq lists its product as uncharacterized. The record is from RefSeq and is a predicted model, not a curated record. The transcript has a single exon. The annotation marks the transcript as partial. NCBI's taxonomy places the organism in Eukaryota, Fungi, Basidiomycota, Agaricomycetes, Agaricales, Omphalotaceae.
AUGGAUUCAUUUGUGUUGGCAAAUACUCCCCAAUCUAGGUUUACUUAUAUUUGUAAAGAGUUAGAUGGGUUGUUGUUAGAUAAAAAGGGAAUACGCACAGUUGAUAUUGAAUGUUGUUCAUUUGAGCUAUAUUUAUGUCAUAGUUGUAAUAGUUCGUUGCAGCGUUCUGUUAUGCCUCGUCUGGCAUUGAAUAAUUUUUUGUAUCGAGGCGAGUUAAUUGAUGAAUUGAAAAAUGUUACAUGGGUGGAGGAAAUGGCAUGCAGUUUAUAUCAUACAACCGCACAUGUAUCACGUAUUUAUGGUUCAUCAGAUGAUUCUGAUCCUUUGCAAUUACAUGGAAAUGUUUGUGCACAUCCUUUGAACAUUUGUUCUAUUGCUAAGCGAUUGCCAUGGAGUCCAGCAGAUUUGAAUGAUCUGAUAACAAUAGUAUUUGUGAGCAAGACCAAAUUACGUUCACAAGAUUUGCAAAAACUUAAACCAUAUUUUGUGAGACGGCGUAUAAUUCGAAUGCUAUUGUCUGAAUUAUAUAAACAUAAUCGUCUUUAUGCUGGAAUGAAUGUGAUGGAUAACAGUACUUUGUCAAUGUAUCCUGAAAAUGGUUUAUUGCCUGGUUUGGAAGAGAGAAUUGUAUACGAUCAUGAA